UUAAUAUUCUAUCAAUCAGAUCUCUCCAUUCCCUCGACUCUCCUCUCAGUCUCCACCAUCGUCCUCGCCUCCUAUCUCUGUUGCCGCUCCUACCACUCCCCCAGUGCCCCCAACAGCAACCAUCACCACCACCGCAGCAACCACACACCUCGACGCCUGGCUGAAGCUGAACGGCUCGUGCCCGGUUUCCAGGAACUUGCCGCUGCCAAUCCCACUGUCCACGCCGCUCUCGGAGGUCGUUUCACUCUCGCAGUACGCUGCGGAUCGGAGGCGGAGGAGGUGAUAAGAUUUGUGGGUUUUUCUUUUCUUUUUUGGUUAUUUUUUUCUCCGUUUCUUCUUGGGUGGUGGGUCGUUUCGGGUUCUGCCGUUUGACGUGUUUGUUUGGUUGCCCAGAAAAAUGUGUAAAUAUUUUUGAAUGUGUUUGUUUGGCUGAUCCUUUCUCCCCAUAAUUAUCUGCUGUUGGUUUUGAUAUCCAAUCUGUUUUAAUAUUUUUAUUUAAUUUUAAUUGGUCUCGGGUACAAUUUUAAAUACCCACCAUUUGCGGUUCGGGUAUACGCUCGAUCCGACCCGUGCCCACCCCCGACUCCCAGCUGUCUAAUCCCCUGCCAAUUGUAAGUUUGUAACAGUGGAGGAGUAAAUAAAUUAUUUUAAGGUGCAUGUGGCUGAGUUUCGCCGUCGUCAUAAAAUUGUUAACGCUUUAUAUAAUUUGCUCUUACUUUGACCCGCCGCUUCUCUAAGUUCCAACCCCAUUUACUCUCCAAAGCUCUCUCUGUGUUGAGCUUGAUCUUUGUUGUCGACGAUGUUAUUUUCUCGGAUUUCGAGGAUUCAGAGAACCAGCUUUAAUGGGUGUGGGUGGCUUCUCUCUCACCGACCUGACAACCGUCACCAGUUCUUUCGCUCCGAGAGUCCUCGCUCUUGUACAGAUUCUACUGCUCAAAAGGUUUUGGGUUGUAGAGAAUUUUUUUCCUGGGGUUUGCCUGCCUUGCACGGUUUUAGACAUAAAAUCCAUCACCAGAGCAGCUCCAUAGUUGAGGAACAAGAAGACCCAUUUUCACUUGUUGCUGAUGAACUAUCACUUGUUGCUAACAGACUACGGUCGAUGGUAGUUGCUGAGGUCCCUAAGCUUGCAUCAGCUGCUGAGUACUUCUUCAAAAUGGGGGUGGAAGGAAAGAGAUUUCGUCCCACGGUUUUAUUAUUGAUGGCAACAGCUUUGAAUGUGUCUAUACCACAACCAUUUCCCAGUGAGCCAGUAGAUGCUUUGUCAAAGGAACUACGUGCAAGACAACAAUGUAUAGCUGAGAUCACAGAGAUGAUUCAUGUGGCAAGCCUUCUACAUGAUGACGUCUUGGAUGAUGCGGAUACAAGACGUGGUAUUGGUUCAUUAAAUUUUGUAAUGGGCAACAAGUUAGCAGUAUUAUCAGGAGAUUUUCUGCUCUCUCGAGCUUGUGUGGCACUUGCAUCAUUGAAAAACACGGAGGUUGUAUCAUUACUGGCAAAAGUUGUUGAGCAUCUUGUAACGGGUGAAACAAUGCAAAUGACUACUACAUCUGAACAACGUUGUAGCAUGGAAUAUUACAUGCAGAAAACAUACUACAAGACAGCAUCAUUGAUUUCCAACAGCUGUAAGGCGAUUGCCCUUCUUGCUGGGCAGACUGCAGAAGUGGCAAUAUUGGCUUAUGAGUAUGGCAGAAAUCUGGGAUUGGCAUAUCAAUUGAUAGAUGAUGUUCUUGAUUUCACGGGCACAUCAGCUUCCCUUGGAAAGGGUUCUUUAUCUGAUAUCCGCCAUGGAAUCAUAACUGCUCCAAUACUGUUUGCUAUGGAAGAGUUUCCUCAGUUGUGUGCAGUUGUUGAUCAGGGCUUUGACGACCCUGCAAAUGUUGAUCUUGCUCUUGAGUACCUUGGGAAGAGUCGUGGAAUACAGAGAACAAGGGAGCUUGCCAUGAAGCAUGCCAAUGUUGCUGCAGAAGCAAUUGAUUCUCUACCAGAGAGCGAUGAUGAGGACGUAAGAAAAUCAAGGCGAGCGCUCGUAGAUCUGACUCAUAGAGUGAUUACAAGAACCAAGUGACAGACAAGAGAGUUGUAAUCCACAGCAUAAAAGAAACACAUUUUUCGUUUUCUAUCAUUGUUUCUGUAAUUUGAGGAAUAAUGACCCUUGUUGAUGAUUCAUGUUCUUUCUUCCAGUUCAAUGAUGCUUUUCAGUGAUUUUCUGAAAAGCAAUAUUUUCUUGUAAAUUAAACUCAAAAUGUGGAGCAAGGAUAACCAUAAAGUGAUCAUCAUCUAGAAUCUGCUCAAAUUAUGUACCCGAGAUUACAUGCUUUACAAUUU
Messenger RNA from Corylus avellana, 2325 nucleotides. RefSeq names its product geranyl diphosphate synthase 1 (gene GPS1). NCBI's taxonomy places the organism in Eukaryota, Viridiplantae, Streptophyta, Magnoliopsida, Fagales, Betulaceae. Gene Ontology annotation, molecular function: prenyltransferase activity. Gene Ontology annotation, biological process: ubiquinone biosynthetic process; isoprenoid biosynthetic process. The record is from RefSeq and is a predicted model, not a curated record. Gene Ontology annotation, cellular component: transferase complex.